UCUUAGAGCGAACACAUCGAGAAGCUGAACAACAGCCAUCAGAAUUAACAAAUUCGACUGUCGGUCUCCAGCUGAAGUGAAAAAGAUAACAUUUUAAUUGGUGGCAAAAAUGCAGUGAGGAAAUAUUCAGUUUAAGUGAUUGCCAACAAGAAAGACACCUAUUUGCGUGCGAAAACAUUUAGUUUGGCAAUUGAUUAGCAAUCAAGAGCAAAACACAAACAUGGCAAAUGCUAUGCGUGGUAAAAGGUGCGGAAGGAGUCGCAUCCGAGAACUAAUCCUGACCCUGUCGCUGAUCACCAUGGCCGGGGACUCGAGGGCCACUCCCUUCGACACCUCCUUCUUCAUAGAGGGUGUGCAGUCCGAAGUGGUGAACCCGUUCAACCGCACCAUCCUGAACCGCUUCAACCUGACCGAGGAGCAGAUCCUGAGCAUUCAGAACCGGAGCAAUCCCAACAUGCGGGACGACUCCGCCCAGUCCUCCAACCAGCAGUAUCUGCAGCAGGUCGCCACUCAGCGACUUAACGACAUCUUCAAGCGCGUGCAAAAAGCCAUCUCAAACGAGCCCAACGGCAGCGCCUCCAAGGAGAAGGCCGGCUUUCCCAUUUGCAAUGCCGAGACAACCAGCCCGGAGGACUGGUCGCAGGGCCACAAUGUGACACUCCAGUUCGCCAGCAGUGUUUUCAUUUCCAACAACGACGACCGUCUGAGCAGCGCUCUGCUCCGCCUCUACAAGACCAAUCCUGGCCAGACUCGUGAACAAAAUCCCGGCCAGGCUUCGGCCCAGCCUAUCAGUACUGAGAACCCUGGCAGUACGGCACCAAAUUGCGCGGAGCAGCCGCCUGUGGGUCCUCAAAUCCGAGUCACCGUCUCCAUAGUCCACCAGCAGAGGAAGAAACGUAAGUUAGAGCGCAAGAAGCGCACUUGCAACACCGCUAUGCUGAGCAGCUCCUCCACCGGCUGGGUGGAGAUCGACGUAAAGUGCGCCCUUGCCUACUGGGAGCAGCAGCACCGCCAGCAACUUCGCCAACAGCAGCCACUGCAGCCCCAACUGACCGCCAGCGUGGUGGGCAUCCUGAUGAUCGAGGUGCACGACGACGAGGAGAAUCUGCUCAGGCCGGGUCUCUACUUCGCGCCACCCACUUGCGACCAGGCAGACAUUGCUGUCCCAUGGAGCGUUUACCGAACAGAACCGUUUAAGUCUCAUCUGGCGAGUUGGACAUUGCCAAGAAAACCAAGGCUAGACAUCUUCUUCAACGGUAGCAACUCCAUGAAGAGCACCUACAUCACCCCCAAGAGCAGAGCGUUUAUUGAAUCCACCACAUCCAAUUCACCCACGAUCGACAACCAGCUGGACGAGAGCGGCGAGCACGAGAGCCAGCAUCAGGUGCGCGUCAACCUGGUUCACCACCGGCGGCACCACCACAACCACCAGCAGCCGGAAUCGGACUCGGAGUCCGCACAACUUGAGGCCGAAAUCGAGGCGAAGGAGCUGAUGUCCUCGGCGAGCAACAGUGAACAGCAAAUGGAGCCCAUCUCGAACCACCACCGACAUCGGACUGGCCACCAUCAUCCGCACCAGCUGCACCAGCACCACCACCAUCGCCACACCAAGCACCACAGGAUUCCAACCCACAAGAUGGAAUAGAUGUCACAAUCACGCGCCAUCGAUUCCCCAUGUUCUCUCACCCGGACUCAUGCUGGUCUUAAAAUAAUGUCUUGUUUUAUAUUUGUAACUUUAGGGCCAGUUGACUUAAUUAGUUUUUAGUUCAUCGGUUUUCCUACCGCGUAACCUUAUUUAAAUUAUAUUUUAAGUUUCGUUGUAAGCAGUGCCCAUUUUCGGUCGAAAUUUGAUUUUAUUGUUAAAUCUCCUUUACACUAGAAGCCUGUGAUUUAGAUGGGCUUAAGUCGCACAUUUUUUGCUACAAAAAUUGUCAAAGCCUCAAAAGGAAGGCAAGCCCAGAAACCAAUUAAUACGAAUUUAAGUUAUAUAUUUAGAUGGUAAACAAAAUUAAAUAAUGCCUUAUCGAAGCAUUACCAUCCCUGACUUCUGCACAAUCCCCUCGAAAACCAGCAAGCCAAGAACGAACCAAAUUAAGCAUUUUCGAUUGUAUUGAUAAGCGAUUAUAGUCCCAGAAUACAGUUGUGUUAUAUAAAUAAGUCACUAUGCUAAAAGUGCCUUUCUGCUAAAUCUCAAAAUUACCCAUUGGAACCCCUUGUCCUAUUGAUUUAAAAACUUUAAGAACCACAUGUUCAUCCAGUCAAACCGCAUUUUAUGUCUAAUCCUUCUCCUACUAAGUGCAUUUGCAAUCGAUAAACCAAUAUAAAGAUAAAUAUGAUCUAUUUAAUAAAUUAAUAAAUUUAAGUCGCACACGUGUAGAGUUGCGAAUCAAAUAUAAAUCCAGUUGACAACCGA
This is a messenger RNA of Drosophila teissieri, 2413 nucleotides long. RefSeq names its product protein anachronism. Bases 221 to 1645 code for a protein of 474 amino acids. The record is from RefSeq and is a predicted model, not a curated record. The transcript is spliced from 5 exons. Lineage: Eukaryota; Metazoa; Arthropoda; Insecta; Diptera; Drosophilidae.